AUGUCUCUCGAUACAGAUGUUCUUAUCAUCGGGGCCGGGAUGAGUGGCUGCGGCCUUGCGAUCCAGCUCAUUAGGAAAUAUGGCUUUCGUAAAUUCAAUAUCAUCGAGAAGUGUGGAGACGUAGGGGGCACAUGGCUUGUCAACACUUAUCCCGGAUGUGGCUGCGAUGUAGCCUCACAUUUCUACUCAUACUCCUUCGCUCUCAACCCAGAUUGGAGCCAGAAGUUCUCGAUGCGGUCAGAAAUCCAGGCCUACUUCCGAAAUGUAGCUGAGCAAUAUAACUUGAUACCGCACACCAAGUUCUAUUCCUCUGUAGAGACCGCCCGCUGGAACGAAGCUGACCAACUCUGGGAAGUCACCAUCAAAGACGAGAAGACCAAGCAGACACGGCUAUGGCGGUGUCGAGUUCUUGUAUCCGCUGUAGGCUCACUGUCCAUCCCUAAAAAAUGCGAAAUACUUGGUGCGGACACGUUCAAAGGACCGCUCUUCCACUCCGCUCAGUGGGACCACAAAUUCGACUGGACAGACAAAGACGUAGUUGUACUUGGAAACGGCUGCUCUGCGACACAAUUCGUCCCUGUGAUGGCAGAGAAGGCUCGGAGUCUGACUCAGUUUGCCCGUCAACCGCAUUUUCUAGCGGAGCGGCCAAAUCCGGUCUAUAGCUCAACAUGGAAGGCGAUCAUGCGCUACGUACCUCUGGCCAUGCGGCUGUAUCGUUUCAAGCUCUACGCAGAUAUGGAGAAAGAUUUUGCUGGGUUUGACAUCGAAACUGGAGCCAGUAUUCGACAAGGCCUGAAAGAAGAGAACGAAAAGUAUGUAAAGCGCAUGGCCCCUGAGAAGUACUGGGAUGCUCUCAUACCGAAGCACGAGAUCGGAUGCAAACGCAAAGUCAUGGAUACAGACUACCUCACCUGCCUCCAUCGCAACAACGUGGAGCUUGUGCACGAUGAUCCGGUCGAGGGCAUAGUCGAGGAUGGAAUACGGACGCGAAGUGGGAGGAUAUUGAAGGCAGACGCUAUUAUACUGGCCACCGGAUUCGAGGUCUUCCGAAUGUUGUUCCCCAUGGAGAUUUUUGGCGAGAACGGUGUCAGCUUGAAUGACUACUGGGACAAGAACCACGAAGGCGCUGCCCAGGCAUAUCUAGGGACGUCGAUACCCGGCUUCAAGAACUUCUUUACAAUGAUGGGUCCCAACACGGUAACAGGCCACCUGUCUGUGAUCUAUACUGUCGAAUGCCAGAUCAACUUCGUCCUGCGUCUGAUCGAGCCGAUCCUGAAAACCACACACCAGAGCCGCAAGCUGCUACGAUCCCCAGAGAUCACCUCAGUCGAUGUCAAGCAGCCUUCGGCUCUCAGAGACAGCAACUGGAUGCAAUCAAAGCUCAAAAUGCUCGUGUGGUCAUCAGGCUGUACUUCUUGGGCUCUCGAUCCCAAGACUGGUGUGAAUAUCGCCAUGUACCCCGAAUACCAGUUUCUGUUCUGGCUGAGGAGCGUGUUCAUUCCUUCCAAGGACUUCGAGUAUGAGUACAGAGACGAGAAUGGAUUGUGGAAGACGAGCCUGACUAUUGGGGGCUGGAAAGGAGUACGGCAGUUCAUUGGGACCUUGGUUACCGUGGUUGCGUUGGCUGGUGGUGCUGUGGGAGUGCAGAGGGCCGGUGGGCCUUUUGAGGCGCUUGGUCUAGUGAGAAACUCACUCUCGAGCGUCUUCCAUCAGGUCAAGCGGUCUUUGAAGGCAUGA
Messenger RNA from Zasmidium cellare ATCC 36951, 1737 nucleotides. RefSeq lists its product as uncharacterized. Lineage: Eukaryota; Fungi; Ascomycota; Dothideomycetes; Mycosphaerellales; Mycosphaerellaceae. The transcript is spliced from 4 exons. Gene Ontology annotation, molecular function: flavin adenine dinucleotide binding; NADP binding; N,N-dimethylaniline monooxygenase activity. The record is from RefSeq and is a predicted model, not a curated record. The coding region runs from base 1 to 1737 and encodes 578 amino acids.